Zea mays is the source of this 1583-nucleotide messenger RNA. RefSeq lists its product as uncharacterized. Gene Ontology annotation, cellular component: plasma membrane; endoplasmic reticulum membrane. The record is from RefSeq and is marked validated. Lineage: Eukaryota; Viridiplantae; Streptophyta; Magnoliopsida; Poales; Poaceae. Gene Ontology annotation, biological process: endoplasmic reticulum membrane organization.
GGCGAAAGGGUUUGCAGUUGGAGGUCCGGAACUCCGGAUUAGCACGGGCGGGCACCGCCGCGGCCAAUCAUCAUCAUCAUUACUCGCCCUCCUAAACAUUCCUUAGUUUAUGCCAACCCAAACUCCACCCCCUCCUCCAGACUCCAGAGCCCGAGCCCAUCCGAUCCGGAACUUCUUCUUCCCCUACCAAACGGAUCGAGCCCUGCGCUACGCUGCCAACCGUACUACACUCGUCAGUCGUCAUAGCCUGGCUUUCGUUUGUCUCUCUCGUAACUUUUGCUUCCGGGAGCAGAAAAACGUCGCCGGGGCCCUCCCCCGUCUUGGGAUAUUUCAUCAGUUUUCAGGUUCUUGGCUCUUGGGAUCGGAUCUUCCAUAUUCUUUGGUUCUCGAGACUCCAGAGGAGAGGAGGGAGAGAGAGAGAGAGAGAGAGAGAGAGAGAGAGAGAGAGAGAGAGAGAGAGAGAGGAGGAAGCGGGGGUGAUCGUUGUUUCUUGAUCGCCGCCAUGAGUAACACGCUGCUUCGGGUCUGCCCGUCCGACCUGAAGAUGCCAUUCGAGGUCAAGAAGCACAGUUCGGCAUGUCUCGAGCUCGUCAACAGGACCGAUCGGUGGGUGGCUUUCAAGGUCAAGACGACGAACCCUAGGAAGUACUCGGUGCGGCCUGCCUCCGGCGUCGUGCAGCCCAGGGGAUCCUGCGGCAUCACAAUCACGAUGCAAGCGCCCAAGGAGGUGCCCCCGGACUACCAGUGCAAGGACAAGUUUCUCGUUCAGAGCGUCGCGGCGGCGGAGGGGACGACGCACAAGGGCAUUGUCCCUGGCAUGUUCAGCAAAGCGCCAGGUAAGUUGGUUGAGGAGUUCAAGUUGAGGGUGGUCUAUGUCCCUGCCAACCCUCCGUCACCAGUGCCCGAGGAAACAGAGGAAGAUGACGGAUCUCUUGAUUCAGAUGUGGACCAUGAAGUGGGGACACCAUCGACGUCCAACUGUGCAGCAGGACAAGGGCAUACAUGUAGAUCACAAGCUUCAGAUGACGAGGGUGACUCUACAUCCAAGUUAGGACUGGAAAGUAGAUAUGCAGAGGAAAACAAGAUGGUUCAGAAAGACCUGAUACAGGAUGCCUCUAUAUCCGAGUUAGAACUGGAAAGUAGAUAUGCAGAGGAAAACAAGAAGAUCCAGAAAGAGCUGGAUCUCCUCCGGAAGACACAUGCAUCUCCUGGGGACUUCUCGGCGACGUCUGUGCUGCUUGUCUUCUUGUUAUCUUCACUUGUUGGAUACCUGAUGUUCGGAAGCAAAACUUAGCAAGUUCUUAGAAGCAAGAUAAUGACAGCACAUCAUUCUGCGGCUCCGGCACAGCUCUAUCGUCUUUUGUGUAUUGCUCCUUUUAGUACAAAAUAUAUAUAGUUAAGUAGUCCACAAUACAUGACAGAUACUCCUCCCUUGCUAGUCCCGUAUGAACAGAUACUCCUCCCUUCUUGAGUAGGUGUUUUUUUCUUUCUAAGGGCUAGUUUGGGAGCCACAAAACCGGAGUGGAUUGAAUUGUCUGAAAUCUCCUUCUUAAUUAAUUUUAAAUAAAAAGUGAAUUUUAACA